AUGAAACUAUACACAAACUCCUCAAAUUCAAAGGAGAUUAAUCCUGUUCCAUAAUAGUAUCCUUAGUAGCAACUUAGUAUUUUAUAAUCUCCUAAUGGACUAACAGCAUCAAAUAAUGUGAAUUUAUUUGCAUCAAAUAACAAGAUGCUUAGAGGGUCAGAUUUUCAAUCAUUUAAUUAACCAGCAUUAUCAGUCACAGACAUCCAUUUUAACAAUUAAAGUCAAAAACCUCCUAUCCUAUAAGAUAAGUACGACCCUAAUAAAAAACCUCCUCUCAUUUAAAUAGCUUAAGAACAUGCAUAAUCUGUUAAGGUAGGAAUAGAUAAGAAACAUGUAGCAAGACCAGAGCUAUUAAAAAUUUGUCCUUGUUGUUAAAGAUAAAUAGAAAAAUCAUAAUUCUCAAUCAACUGCGAGUUAAGUAGGUUAAGCUUUUUGGGUACAGGAAUACCUUUAUACUUACAUUUUAUAAAGAUUUGUAUGCUUUUGGCCUUCGUCCACUUGUCUUCGAGCUCAAUAUAUUCGAUCGUUUAAAAUAGCAAAGGAAGCAAUUGCUCCGUAUCAGUUCCUAAUUCUUAAACAAAUGCUUACAAUAAUUGCUAUUAUAAUUGGAUUACUUACUUUUCUUUAGGAAAUAUAUUAAAUAGUCAAUCAGACAUAGAAAUAUAAUCUAUAUUAGGAACUAUUUCUAUUUUUUUAUUGAUUUUAGCUAUUCAUUAUUAUAGAGGAAUAGCAAGAAAACUAAUUGAUGAUUUUGAAUAUGAUGUAAAACAUUUAUCUAUAGCAGAUUAUAGUGUUAUGGUUACUGGAAUAGAUCCUUCUAAAAUUAACUCAAAUUUUGCAGAAACAAUAAUUUCUUUUUUUGAAAAUUCAAUCUAAGUCAUUUUUCUUGAAAGAAUGUUAAAAGUAGAAAGCAUUGAUUUAUGCUUUGAUGUUACCCUACCCAAAAGAUUAAAAAUCUAAAAAGCUGAGUUAGAGAAGAGUAUAAAAAAUAUCAAAAGUAAAAUGAUAAUAUCUGAAAAGCUAUAAAAAGAACUUGAAAAACUUCAGAGCUAAGUUACUUUAAUAAACAAAGAGAUAAGUGAGUUUGAAUAUCACUCACUUCACAAAGACUUAAAGUUCUAUCAAAAAUAUUUUUUAGGAAAGGCAUUUGUAACAUUCUCUACAAUUAGAGAAAAAGAAUUACUGCUUUAGCAAACUUAAAUACCUCCAGACUAUAAAAUUUGGGGUACAAAAAGUUAAAUUGAAUUUACACCAGGAAACCAAAUAAUAGAAAUUAGUUAAGCUCCUAAUCCAAGCGAAGUAAAUUGGGCUAAUUUACAUGUAAGUAGAGAUGAGUAUUUAAAAAAAAAUACAAUUGGAUUAAUUGGAGUAUGUCUGUUAUCAGUGUUUUUCUUUUUAAUUAUUAUGAUAUUCCUCCUGGUUUAAUACAAUUUCUUAGAUCUUAAUUCUUAUGAUUUUACUAGUAAUGAUAACAAUCUUACAACAGCUAUGUCUCUUUGUGUUGCCUUUAUUACACCAAUUUUAAACAAAUUUCUACUUUAUUUUGUUAAAUUGAUUUCAGGGGGAGAAUUGCAUCAAACUAAAUAAACUGAAUAUUAUUAAGCUACAAGAAAUUUGGUUAAAAGUUAAAUAUUUAUCACUUGCUUCACCACACUUUUUAUUUAGCUAGUGUUUACAAAAAAUAAUUUUGUAGGAAGAAUUUUCAAUGCAGGUGGCUUAGCUCAUAAUUAAUAAUUAAUAGUAAUUACUUAAAGUUUUUUACUAAGCAUUUUCAGCAUCUUUGAUGCAGACUCUAGAAUUUAUAAUUUGAGAAGAGCUAAAAUAGAGAAAUGCUCUAGUCAUACAUAAAUAAAUUUAACAUAGAGUUAACUUAACAGAUUGUUUGAAGAACCAGAAAUCGAUUUUAUGGAUGGUUAUAGUACUUCGAUAGUAAUAAUAUGUUAAGCUCUUAUGUACUCAAUUAUAAUACCCUUUUCACUUGUGUAUGCAUUCUGUGGCUUGUUUCUGAAAUAUUUUAUUGAUAAAUAUAUAAUUUUAAAUAAGAGAUCAAUAGUUAAUAAGUAGAAUCACCACUUAUUCUUUUUGAUGAUUGACCUUCUACAAUAUGUUAUUUUAAUUUAUUCAAUCGCUAAUCUGAUUUUUAUGUUUUAUAUUCAAUCCUAUUUUAUUCCUUAUGCGUCUAUUGUAGGCGUAUUACUUAGCUUGAUAAACUGUUGGAUUCCAUCAGAUUUAAUUACCUAAAAGUUAUUUAAAUAAGAAAGAAAAGAAAUAGUAGAGCAGCCUUUUAGUAUUGUUAAGUAGAAAUUUCCGGAAACAUAUCAUUAACUAAAUCCUGCAUUUUAACUAUUUAAGAGCAGUCGUAAAGAUUCUAGCAAUAAUCUAAAAAGCUCUAGAAGUAAAAUAGAAGAGCUAGAAGAUGUAAAUAAAAAGACAGGCUCCAGAUAAAAUAUUAAAAAUAAUGUUCCAAACUUAGAUGAUCAUCAAAAUGAAAUAUACUCAUUAACUAAUAUAAUGAGUUCUCCUUAGUAAACAAAAGUCUAAAAGAAGAUGGAAAUAUAAAAUUCUAAUAUUUUACAAAAUUCAAAUAAAAAGUAAAAUUAAAAUAUUCAGUUUACUCCUCAAAAAAAUAAUAGAGUUGAAGAAAGUUAUAAUGCCAGUGCAAAUAAAUCAAUAAAGAGUUUACCUAUGAUUUAGAGUUAAUCUGGUUUAAAUAUUAGCAACAAAGAAAAUAUAUAUAAGCCUUAACAAAAUUCUUAAAAAAGCUUUAACUAAUAAGAAAAUGACAAAAAAAUGAUAAAUUCAUAAUUAAACUUAUCUUAAUAAUUAAAUGAAAAGCAUUCAUAAAAUUAUUCACUCACUCAUAAGAAAUCUAAAGAAUUUUAAUAAAUCAAAUAAAAAUAAAAAAUAAAUGAUGAUAGCUUCAUAGAAGAACCUGAUAUUUAAUUUACUCCACUAAAAUAAAACUUUAAAUGA
Molecule: messenger RNA, 2973 nt
Organism: Tetrahymena thermophila SB210
Lineage: Eukaryota; Ciliophora; Oligohymenophorea; Hymenostomatida; Tetrahymenidae
Product: transmembrane protein, putative
Exons: 11
Cellular component (GO): plasma membrane
Molecular function (GO): calcium-activated cation channel activity
Source: RefSeq, a predicted model, not a curated record